AUGACGGUGCAAUUAUGCGAGAGGGAUGCUACUCAUACUACUAGAAUUGGAAGAGACAUGGAUGCCACGAUGGCAAAGAAACUGGUGGAUUUUUUACGGUGCAACCAGGAUGUGUUCGCCUUCUCGCCAAGUGACUUGGUUGGAAUGGACAGUUGUUUAGCUGUUCACAGGUUGAACGUCAAGCUCAGGACCAAGCCAGUAAAACAAAAAAUGAGGCAUUUUGGAGCUCAAAAAGAUAGAAUAAUACAUGAGGAAGUUCAAAAGUUGCUGAGUGCUGGUCAAAUUUGUGAGAUAAGUAUGAUGGACGCUUCCCAAGGCUACCAUCAUAUCCCUCUAGAUCAAGAGGAUCACGCUAAGGUUAGCUUUAUCACAUCGACAGGCACCUACUGCUACACAGUAAUGCCCUUCGGCUUGAAGAAUGCGGGCGCAACUUAUCAGCGAUUGGUGGAUCGGAUGUUUCGAACAAAGCUAGGGAGAAACAUGGAGAUAUAUGUGGAUGACAUGCUUGACAUGCAAGUUUCUCGGUUAUAUAUGGUGACUGAAAGAGGAGUGGAGGUGAACCCCGAGAAAGUACAGGCUAUUAUAAAUAUGAGGGCUCCGAGAAACAUUAAAGAAGUUCAAACGCUGGCAGGAAGGAUCACCGCACUGAGCAGACAGUUCUGGGAAUACGAGCCGCGGUUGGCAAUUAAAGGGCAAGCUCUGGCAGAUUUCUUACAAGAAACCACGAGGAUCCAUGAAGAGGCAGAAUGGAGACUAUUCGUGGAUGGCGCAUCCAAUUCAAUGGGGAGUGGAGCAGGAAUGGUACUGCAAAAAGAGGGCGAGGACGAGGGAGAAAAAUACGCAAUUAAAUUACCCUUUCGAGCCUCCAAUAACGAGGCAAAAUAUGAGGCAGUAAUACAUGUUAUGAAAUUGGCAGCAUUAGCAGGCGCUAGAAAAGUGAGCAUCUUCUCGGAUUCCCAGCUAGUGGUCCAGCAGAUAAAAGGCGAGUUCGAGAUUAAAAGUGGCAGGAUGCAUGGCUAUUGCGAAAAAGCGCGAGCCCUGAUGAAGGAAUUUGAAAAAAUAGACCUGACCCAAAUUCCAAGAGAAGAGAACAUAAGGGCGGAUUUUCUCGCAAAAAUAGGAAGCAUGGAUAUGAGCUGCGAAUCGCGGAAAGUGCAAAUAAUCAUGGGGGAGCUAUCCAUAAGUGGCAAACACAAAAUCUUGGAGAUGAUGGAGAUCCAAGACUGGCGCACGGAAAUAAAGAAUUACCUGCUAGGUAGAAACCAAGAAAGCUCACGAGAAAGAGCAAGGUUGAGUCAGCGAGCAAGGCAUUUUUGUCUCGAUGGUGACAUACUGUACAAAAGAGGCUAUACGAGACCACACCUACGGUUUCUUAGCACGGAAGAGGGACAGUAUGUUUUGCGAGAGACCCACGAGGGAUGCAGCGGUGAUCAUACAGGUGGGAGGGCCCUGAUUGUGCGAGUGUUGAGGAGCGGGUACUUUUGGCCGACCAUAAGGAAGGAUGCGAUACAGUUUGUCAAGAAAUGCGAUAAAUGCCAAAAACAUGGACCAUUAAUACACGUCCCAGGCGAGGACAUGACGGUCAUCUCAUCACCUCACCCAUUCCCACAAUGGGGGAUAGAUAUCGUGGGACCCCUACCACUCGUUAGCAGACAGAGAAAGUUCUUAAUAGUCGCAAAUGGGUAG
Molecule: messenger RNA, 1686 nt
Organism: Erythranthe guttata (spotted monkey flower)
Lineage: Eukaryota; Viridiplantae; Streptophyta; Magnoliopsida; Lamiales; Phrymaceae
Source: RefSeq, a predicted model, not a curated record